Messenger RNA from Suricata suricatta (meerkat), 1227 nucleotides. RefSeq names its product guanine nucleotide-binding protein G(s) subunit alpha. Gene Ontology annotation, molecular function: corticotropin-releasing hormone receptor 1 binding; beta-2 adrenergic receptor binding; D1 dopamine receptor binding. The record is from RefSeq and is a predicted model, not a curated record. The coding region runs from base 39 to 1004 and encodes 321 amino acids. Gene Ontology annotation, biological process: adenylate cyclase-activating dopamine receptor signaling pathway; sensory perception of chemical stimulus. The transcript has 11 exons. Lineage: Eukaryota; Metazoa; Chordata; Mammalia; Carnivora; Herpestidae. Gene Ontology annotation, cellular component: heterotrimeric G-protein complex.
GUGCUGGAGAAUCUGGUAAGAGCACCAUUGUCAAGCAAAUGAGGAUCCUGCAUGUUAAUGGGUUUAAUGGAGACAGUGAGAAGGCCACCAAAGUCCAGGACAUCAAGAACAACCUGAAAGAGGCCAUUGAAACCAUCGUGGCCGCCAUGAGCAACCUGGUGCCCCCCGUGGAGCUGGCCAACCCUGAGAACCAGUUCAGAGUGGACUACAUUCUGAGUGUGAUGAACGUGCCUGACUUUGAUUUCCCUCCCGAGUUCUACGAGCACGCCAAGGCUCUGUGGGAGGACGAGGGGGUGCGCGCCUGCUACGAGCGCUCCAACGAGUACCAGCUCAUCGACUGCGCCCAGUACUUCCUGGACAAGAUCGAUGUCAUCAAGCAGGCUGACUACGUGCCCAGUGACCAGGACCUGCUUCGCUGCCGCGUCCUGACUUCUGGAAUCUUUGAGACCAAGUUCCAGGUGGACAAAGUCAACUUCCACAUGUUCGACGUGGGCGGCCAGCGCGACGAGCGCCGCAAGUGGAUCCAGUGCUUCAACGACGUGACUGCCAUUAUCUUCGUGGUGGCCAGCAGCAGCUACAACAUGGUCAUUCGGGAGGACAAUCAGACCAACCGCCUGCAGGAGGCUCUGAACCUCUUCAAGAGCAUCUGGAACAACAGAUGGCUGCGCACCAUCUCUGUGAUCCUGUUUCUCAACAAGCAAGACCUGCUCGCUGAGAAAGUCCUCGCUGGAAAAUCGAAAAUUGAGGACUACUUUCCAGAAUUUGCUCGCUACACUACUCCCGAGGAUGCUACUCCCGAGCCCGGAGAGGACCCACGCGUGACCCGGGCCAAGUACUUCAUCCGCGACGAAUUUCUGAGAAUCAGCACUGCCAGUGGGGACGGGCGCCACUACUGCUACCCCCACUUCACCUGCGCUGUGGACACCGAGAACAUCCGCCGUGUGUUCAACGACUGCCGUGACAUCAUCCAGCGCAUGCACCUCCGCCAGUACGAGCUGCUCUAAGAAGGGAACAUCCAAAUUUAAGUAAAGCCUUAAGCACAAUUAAUUAAGAGUGAAACGUAAUUGUACACGCAGUUGAUCACCCACCAUAGGGCAUGAUUAACACUGCAACCUUUCCUCUCCCCCCAAGUGAUUUUGCGAAACCCCCUCUUCCCUUCAGCUUGCUUAAAUAUUCCAAAUUUAGAAAGCUUAAGGCGGCCUACAGAGAAAAACAAAACAAAAGGCC